This is a messenger RNA of Pangasianodon hypophthalmus (striped catfish), 3415 nucleotides long. Its product is annotated as ataxin-7. The record is from RefSeq and is a predicted model, not a curated record. The transcript has 14 exons. The coding region runs from base 349 to 2796 and encodes 815 amino acids. Lineage: Eukaryota; Metazoa; Chordata; Actinopteri; Siluriformes; Pangasiidae.
AGACGGCGGCGGUGGAGUGAUGAGCGGCGUGGUGCGCAUGCGCGCUGGCGAAGUGACGCGCUCGGUCCCAGAAUGCUGCCUGGUAAACAGACAUGGAAGCACCUGGUGAAGACCUCCACAGUCCCUGAGCACUGCACCGCCGCUCCGCGUUUCUCCCUCAGCCUCAUUCUCAAUCUCCUCGAACGGCUCACACAUCUGCUCGCUCUCGGAGCCUGGCUCGGAUCUCUGAGGUCCGGGACGUAGGUCCUGUGUUCAGCGCGCGUGGCCGAGCGGAAUCGCCAGAGCCGAUGAGGAUCUGCUGAUUUGGGCUGCGGAGUUCUGUUUUUCACUUUUCAAUAGCGGUGAAGCAUGUCGGAAAAGGCCGAGGAGGGCGAGCCGCGGGCGGAGCAGCGCGCCAGAGCGCCGCCCAGACACCAGCAGCAGCGGACUGAAGGCGCGUCAGCAAUGGCGGCCAUCGGCGAGCGCGCGGCGUCUCUCCCGAGUCCGGAAGUCAUGCUGGGCCAGGCGUGGAGCUGCUGGGUGGACGCCGUGAAGCUGCACGCGACCGACGGCAUAGAACCAGAAGAAAGUUUUAAAGAAUGCGGGAGGAACCGAGAAGCCAUGCGACUGUGCAGAGAAGAUAUGCCCAUUUUCGGGCAAUGUCCUGCGCAGGACGACUUUUACCUGGUCAUAUGCAGCCACUGCAGUCAGGUCGUCAAACCCCAGGCCUUCCAAGCACACUACGAGAGACGACACAGCUCCAUUAACAAGCCAGCGUCCUCCUACUCGUCCUCGGCUGCGCUCCCGGGUCUCCCUUCCCGGGCCAGAACCGGAGGAGCGGGUGGAGGCGGCCCUGCCAGCGCCAUGCCCGUGGGUUCCUCCUCCUCCUCCGCUGGAGGGAGCAACAGCACCCACACAGCCAAAGAGAAGCUGCCUCACCGGAAGCCUCACUUCCCCCCAAAGGUGCUGCACGACGACAUUUUGACCCCAGCUGUCAAAGUGGAGAAGAUCCAUGUGAAGAUGGACUACACCUCCUCCAAACCUGGCCACGCGCCCGCUUCUUCCUCAUCCUCUUCUUCCUGCAGUACUGUGAGCUCCUCGCCAUCGAAGCCAGGCCUUAAUAGCCAGUCUGUACCAAAGGCUCAUCAGCCGUCCCCGGGCCACAUCCCCAACGGAAAGGGCCACAUCUCUCCGCUCAGCAAGAAGCAGGACAGCAGCACCAAUGCCAGUAACAAACGACCCACCAGGAAAGUGUUAGAACGCGAGUUCAAUCCUGAUGUCCAUUGUGGAGUUAUGGAUAUCGGAGCACGUAAGCCAUGCACAAGAUCCUUAACAUGCAAGACACAUUCCUUAAGCCAGAGAAGGGCAGUCCCCGGGAGGCGGAAGCGCUUUGACGUGUUGCUGGCGGAGCACAAGAAUCGAGCCCGGGAGAAGGAGCUGCAGCAACAACAGCAUAGGACGGAGCCAUCACAGCAAAACCCACCCCCUCUCAGGGAGCCCCACCCACCCCCUCACCACGGCAACCCUACGGUAGCCGCCACUGACACAGCCAAGCUCUUCUCCCUCAUUAAAGCCAAACCCCACAAUCCUGUGCUUCCACGCAGCUCUCACAGUGGGCUGAGCAGUUUAGGGGACGCCGCCGCGACCCCUGACCCGACCCCGCAUCUCCACUCGGCUCCCACGCCCGACGGUGCGGCUUGUCCCUCCAGUGACGAGGGCGAGAACGAGGAGAGAGAGGAGAAUAUGGACAAACUGGACUGCCACUAUUCAGGUUACCAUCCACGGCCAGCCGCUUUCUGCACUUUUGGAAGCCGACUGUUCGGGAGAAGCUGUUACUCAUUCGACCGGCGCUGGGAUCGAGUCCGGUAUGCACUGGUGGCCAUGAUGGACAAACACGUCAACUCGCUGAUGUGGAAAAAAAUCCCACUUGCGUUGGAGAAUUCCUCCUCGUCUGCAGUUACGUCGUCUCAUCGGUCGAGCACAAACUCGCUCUCCUCUUCCUCGGGCUUUCUGACAAGCUCAUCCAGACAAGUGUCCUCGUCCUCACCCCAGAUGCCUUCAGCACACUCAUCCUCGCUGCCCUCCACUCCCGGCUCGAACAAAUCCGUCAAAUCUCGCUCCGGACCCAAGCACUUCUGGGUCAAGGAGCCCUCCCUGGCUGUGCUAGCUAGCUCCAGUGCUAACAACAACAGCAGCAGCAGCGACACCGGUGGUGUGAGUAGUAGCAGCAGUGCGAUCAGCCUCGGCUCAACAAAGAAGCGCAAGAACAGCUCUCUGCUGAAAUACGGCGCAGAAUCCUCCCCUUCAUCCUCCUCCUCUUCUUUAAAAAAGAACUGCAUGGCGAACUCGGGCACCUCAGGGAGCAGCUUUCACUCCUCGCUAACCUCCACGGCGUCGUCUGUGGCUUUCUCAUCAUCGUCGUCCUCCUCUUCCUCCCACAGUGCAGGUAUGAACUGCCCACCAGGCCGCGGCAACUCGAUGAGCGCGCGACAGGAAGCAGCCGAGCCCAUCAAGCGCAUGAGCGUGAUGAUGAACAGCAGUGACUCGACGCUCUCACUCGGCCCGUUUGUGAACAACCCAGACGGGAGAACCGACACAAAGAGGAGGAAGAGUUCACAGGCCACCAGCAGCCUCACUGGCACAGCUACCUGCACAGCAUCUGCAGGGGGAGGUGGAGGGGCACAGGGGCCUGGCAGGCCCAAAAUGGCCAAGUCUCCAGCCAUCAACAACAUUCACGGCAAACACGCGCGGCCCAUGCCGGGAACGCCGGGGCUUCCCAACAACUCACUUAUACAUCAGCCAAAGGCCCGUCCCUGACACAGGUGGGCCGGCUCUGGGGGUGCGAAGCGGUGGAGCGGAGCUCCCUUAGCGCCCGUCACGGCACACUGCACGAGGCCUUCUUCUUCUUCUUCUUCUUCUCUUACUCUCAGCUUCCCACAAUCCUCAGGGUGGAGAGCGCACUGGGCCGCUCAGUGACGGCGCGCUGUUUCUCCCGGCCACAAGGGGGCAUCACACAGGUGGACAAUACACCACGAGAGGGGCACGUCGUUGUGUGUGCAUGUGUGUGGUGGGUGGAUGCGAUGGCAGUUGCCCCAGUGGCAGGCAGCAUGUGAUGCAGAGGUACAGUUAAGGGCUGGUACAGGGCCACGCCUACACUACUACACAGCAUCAGAUGGACUUCACGGGCUUCAUUAGCGAAAGGAGCAUUUCUGUCGAUUUCUGUGUGUGUAUUUGUGCGUGUGUGUGAGUGAGUGAGUGUGUGUUCAUGUGGGUGAUACUAGAAUACUGGAAAUGUAAUUCUGUGUGAACUGUGAGCAUUUGAGGGUGGUGCACAGGAAAAGGAUGGAAUAUCAGGAGUCUCAGAGAAGAAAAAAAAUGCAAUCCCAUUUAGUUUAAUAAACAUAUUUAUUCUGUAAGGAGGAGUAUAUACAAUAAC